Messenger RNA from Lindgomyces ingoldianus, 4477 nucleotides. Its product is annotated as P-loop containing nucleoside triphosphate hydrolase protein. Gene Ontology annotation, molecular function: ATP binding; ATP hydrolysis activity. The transcript has 10 exons. The coding region runs from base 44 to 4018 and encodes 1324 amino acids. The record is from RefSeq and is a predicted model, not a curated record. NCBI's taxonomy places the organism in Eukaryota, Fungi, Ascomycota, Dothideomycetes, Pleosporales, Lindgomycetaceae.
CGGUGAUUGGCCCCGAGAUCCUCCUGGGAGCGAAACCGCGACAAUGAACAUUGCAAAGGCCUUCCUCGACGAGAUUCUAGCGCUUUCAUCUUGGGCGGCUGCGGUGCUACCGAGUGCACACUCAGGUAAACGCCCAACCACCGCCGCACCACGCCGCAAAGGAGGCUGCAUCGGGGCGGCAAGCGGCCAAGUGCGGUGCUUAAGCAACCUCGGAGGCGAUCGCGGUGCGCCACACAUCAAAAUUGCCUCCAAGCGAGAGCGACUCGUGGGACAAGCAAGGCACUAUCCACGCUGCCCGUCCACCACAGCCAGCGCGAUGGAAGCUGAAAUCAGAGCUCAAAUCCCUAACAUCGACCCCAUCCUGUCUGACUACUCGGUCGGCUACCUGACCCAUGCCUCCAAUGCAUUCACGUCCGACUUGGACCCCAAUGCCCCUUCUCCACUUGAGGAAGCCGCCGCAACCGUGGCUGCCCUGCUCCUGUCCGCUUCGGGUGACCUAUCCAGCCAGAAUGAAACAAACAUCCAGAAUCUCGUCGACAAGUUCAUCUCCCGUUUGAAUGCAGCAAAUGGAAGUGAUGGCAAGCGCCGCCAGAUGGCCCCGUCGGCCAAAAAGCUGGAUCAGGCAAUCCAUGUAGGCUCGCAGAGGAAUAUAUCCUCGACCCUCGGUCUGACCGGCGGCGGUGUUGAUCUCGAGUCCGCAAACACUCGCAAAGUCGAGUCUCGAGUCGACCGCAAGAAGCUCGAGAAAGCCGAACGCAAGCUGCGUGCCAAGCAAGACCGCAAGGUGUUCAAGAACGUCGAGUAUGAGGCCUCGAGACUACUCAACCAGCCCGAUGAGACGCAGAGCUAUGAAGAGUUCUACAUGGCCGUCAACCCUCUACAGCUAGGCUCUGACUCUAGCUCUAAGAGCAAAGACAUUAAGAUUGAUAGCUUCGACAUCUCCAUUGCCGGAAAAAGGAUAUUGACUGAUACUGGCCUGACCCUAGCAUAUAGCCGUCGAUACGGUCUCGUAGGUCAGAACGGUAUUGGUAAAUCUACGUUGCUUAGGGCUCUCAGUCGCCGAGAAGUUGCAAUCCCUACCCACAUUUCGAUUCUACAUGUGGAUCAGGAGAUUACCGGAGAUGAUACCCCGGCUCUCCAAGCAGUCCUUGAUGCCGAUGUUUGGCGCAAGCAUCUCCUAAAGGAACAAGACAAAAUCACCAAAGAGCUGGCGGAGCUCGAGACCGAGCGAUCCACUAUGGCGGAUACGUCUGCAGAUGCCGCGAAGCUGGAUGCGCAACGUGAGGGCUUGGAUGUCACCCUCAGCGACAUCCACGCUAAGUUGUCCGAGAUGGAAUCUGAUAAGGCUGAAUCUCGGGCAGCCAGCAUUCUUGCCGGUCUAGGUUUCUCGGCUGAGCGGCAGCAGUUUGCCACGAAGACGUUCUCUGGUGGAUGGAGAAUGAGAUUGGCUUUGGCAAGAGCCUUGUUUUGUGAACCUGACUUACUCUUGCUCGAUGAACCGUCCAAUAUGUUGGACGUCCCAUCCAUUACAUUCUUGUCUAACUACCUCCAAGGCUACCCUAGCACUGUUUUAGUCGUCUCUCACGACAGGGCUUUCCUUAACGAGGUUGCUACAGACAUUAUACACCAACACUCGGAGCGGCUAGACUACUACAAGGGUGCCAACUUUGACUCCUUCUACGCGACGAAAGAGGAACGUCGGAAGACGGCGAAGCGGGAAUACGAGAAUCAAAUGGCCCAACGCGCGCAUCUACAAGCCUUUAUCGAUAAAUUUAGGUACAAUGCCGCAAAGUCAUCUGAAGCUCAGUCUAGGAUUAAGAAGCUCGAGAAAAUGCCGAUUUUGCAGGCGCCGGAGGCUGAGUACAGUGUGCACUUCAAGUUUCCAGAAGUGGAAAAGCUGUCUCCCCCUAUCAUUCAGAUGAGCAAUGUUUCGUUCGGCUAUAGCAAGGACAAUAUAUUGCUCAAGGGGGUGGAUCUCGACGUCCAGCUCGAUUCACGUAUCGGUAUCGUUGGCCCGAACGGUGCUGGUAAGACGACGGCAUUAAAGCUUCUCAUCGGCGCCCUCCAACCUACGUCCGGCCUGAUAUCCCAGAACCCUCGUCUUAGGAUGGGAUUCUUUGCACAACACCAUGUCGAUGCGCUAGACUUAAACGCAAGCGCGGUGGGUUUCAUGGCCAAGGAAUUUCCGGGGAAGUCGGACGAGGAGUACCGCCGCCACCUAGGAGCAUUUGGUAUCACGGGGAUGACGGGACUGCAGAAGAUGGAACUCUUAUCCGGAGGUCAAAAGUCUCGUGUUGCAUUUGCAUGUUUGUCCCUAACGAACCCUCACAUCCUUGUCCUCGACGAACCGUCGAAUCACUUGGAUAUCGAAGCGAUGGACGCGCUCUCUGAAGCGCUGCAGAAGUUCCAGGGCGGAGUUCUCAUGGUCAGUCACGACGUCACUAUGCUGCAGAACGUUUGCACGAGCUUGUGGGUGUGCGACCACGGUACGAUCGAACACUUCGACGGCACGGUGAAGGAUUACAAGCGCAGAAUCACCGCUCAAGCAAAUGAAGCGGGCGUUGCUUCCAGUGCAAACGGCUUGUCCGUCCCAGUCGCUCCUUUGUCUCCCCACGCCAACCAUCGCGACGACGACUCCCGCCCGCCUUACUCCGUCACCGCGCCCACCGCCGACCACGCAGUGCUGACAACUGCCGGCGAAUCACCGUACCCCCCUCCCUUCUCCUCCCUCUACUUCUCCCCUGACGACCCUGCCGAGGACCCAAACAAGGCUUGCGAUACCGCCUCGCCAGACGAGUCUCCUCCGGCGUUUGCCCCUGCACCCCCGUUUACCGAGUCUUCAUCCUCCGCUGCCGCUGCCGCCGUUGCUGAAACCAAGGCUGCCCUCCCGCGCGACACCAAGGAAGGAUCUAGCAGUAAGGAUAUCGACGACGGAGAGCCGCCGCCACCAUACAGCGAAGGAUCAAGCCCGCUCGAAUCGUUCACAUACGUCAUGGCAUCUGCAGGAGGCCCCGCAAGUAUUAUCACCCAGGUCUCACAACAGAGCGGCGGACCGCCAAUAAACACCCUCGGGGGCUCUGACGAGAACAUCACGUUGGAACUAAGGGGAACUCGAUUCACCCUCUCCCGAGACGAACUUCUGACCUUGCCUGAAUUCGUACUCUUAUCUCUAUUUCCUAAUGGCCUUCUUCCAGACGGCCAUAUGAACUCGUACCACGAUGGUGAUGUGUACCCAGUCGAUGUUUGUGCCCCCGAUCUCUCCUCCCCUGCCCCUGGCAAUAUGCGCGCCAAUUCCAUUCAAAUGAUCCUCUACCACCUCUCCAACCCUGCAUUAUAUCUAUCUGACAAUAUCUAUUCCUCUCAGUACGACCCUCAAUCGCUCCAAUACAUGCUGGAGUUCUUCCGAAAUGUAGCCCAAACCAUUCCUACCUCGCCCCCGUCCCCAGCCGCAACCCCAGAUCAUCCUGCCGAAGCGGUACCGAUCGAACCAAUGCACGGCUCCGCGAGAGACAUGCUGCAGGACAGAGCUGGCAUAAUCGUCCUCCGGGAAGAUCUCGACUUCUAUGCCAUCCCCCCGCGCCGCGAUAUCGACCAGCCGGAAAUGAUCGAGGUCAAGCGAGCUGCUGGCGAAGCGUUGUUGAAGCAGGAUGGAAUCUUCUCGGGGUUGCGCAAGAGUGAGGAACCGGGCACCACUGAGCAGCACCUCAUCGAGAUGUUGACCGCGGGCGGUUUCAAUCACGAUGAUCGGUGGGGACACCGAGCCGGCGAGCCCAACAAGGCCGUGAUUUGUAGCAUUGCAUUAGCAAGGCUGAGGACCGACAUCAAAGGCAAUGACCUUGCGAACAGCAACGCUGUCGGAAUGGCCCAGAAGCUUCUUCUCUUCUGGAGAAAACCAGCUCGACGAUGCUGGUGGGAAGGCGUUGAACUUGAAAACGUGAAAGGCGUGGAAGGGGGGAAACUGAAAGUUUGGAUUCGACGAGUCUGGACGCUCGAAAUGAGCGUCAUCGGGUUACGUUAACCGGUACAUUCACAUUUCCUUUGUCACCAGCGCGUCUUUUUCAACAAACUCCAUAUUCCGCAUUCUCUUCAUCGACAGCUACACAGGCCAUCACCAUGUCAUUCUUGUCAUUUUCCCCUGUAUCUUGGAAACAAAAGCCAGGCUCUAAGGGUUCUAGGAUGAUGAGCGAGUUUCUUCUUCUUUCUGUUUUUGAUACCUCAUCUCUUCCCUGUGCUGGAUGGAUGUUUCGAACCCCUGACUACCAAAGGCAAACGCCCGGUUUUCAAUUGCAAGCGGCAUUAUCAUCAUGGACGGCGAUUAUCCAGCAAAGACUGUUUGAUUCUGGAAGAGAUUUGUUAUAAAGAAGGGUACGGUGGUAGUAGUACAUAAUUCUGUUGUGCAGUAGACUGAACAUAUCCUCAUGGCUUGUAGGGCUGUAAUACUUGUCGAGCAGUCCUUGGCCGUGGUUAUUUUUACUCG